This is a messenger RNA of Ceratina calcarata, 2209 nucleotides long. It is a transcript of the gene mthl5, whose product is annotated as G-protein coupled receptor Mth-like 5. Lineage: Eukaryota; Metazoa; Arthropoda; Insecta; Hymenoptera; Apidae. The transcript is spliced from 2 exons. The record is from RefSeq and is a predicted model, not a curated record. Bases 252 to 1760 code for a protein of 502 amino acids.
GCGGCGGGUAUGGGCAGGGGUAGGUCUCGCUAGGCGGGCAACCCGCUAGCAGCACUGCAGGCAGGCAGGCAGGCAGGCAGGCAGGUAUGGCGAUGAAUAACACGGGAAGUCCGUAUAUCCUCGCGUAACGAUGAACGAAUAAAUACAACGUCGCCGAAGGUAAGAGCCGAGCGUUCGCGGAAUCGUUCAGAAGAGUGCGACUCAACCGCGACGGAAAGUUGGUUUCGCAAACACCGAACCGAAUCAAAUGUAUGUACGGAAACGGAGGUAGGAACAGAGAGAAGGAACAGCGGCGAUCGAAUGACAUGUAUUGUUCCGCAAGUGCAUUGGUUCUAGUGAUUGGCACGCUGGGUUUGUUGAGUCAUCAUCCUCAGAUCGUUCUCGCGGACGACGGGAAAGCUAACUUGAUCAGCAUCGCGAAGUGUUGCGAGCCCGAAGAACUCCUCGUCGACGACACGUGCACGCCAUUGACGGAAACGAACGAGACCGAGUGGCGGCCAGAAUUCGUCGAGGAGAAGGUGAACGGCAUUUCGCGCAACAGACCGGUCAAGCCGAAUUAUCAGCUGAAAAUCGGCAGACCCAAGUGUCAGCCGAACGAGCAACAAUGGAAUGUGUAUCAUUAUCGAUCGGGCGAGGACCGACUCGCGAUACUAACGACUGGCGUUUUACGGCACUACACCACCGAUUUGACGAAAGGAAAGCACGAACGCGGCGGUGUUUAUGGGUACGACGACACUACGGAUGACGAAGAUCUCGAGACGACGUCCAUACAUUAUGAUUACCCGUUUGGGCAUUAUUGCGCGGACAAGGCAAUUUUGAGUAGAGAUCGAUUGGUGGCAACGUACGCGAUGAUCUGCGUGCCGGACGUGGUCCUCGGAUGGACCGAUACCAAUUACUUGAUGAAACACGUGAUCGACCCGACCUUCCAUGCGAUAUCGAUAGCCAGUUACCUGGUCGUCGCCGUAGUCUAUUUCGUUUUACCGCAACUACGUGAUCUCGUGGGGAAUAUGAUAACUAGCAUGACCUUGUGCCUGAUCACCGGACAAUGUGCCUCGAUGGUCAGAAUUUUCACGGAAUUGGGCAAUCACGUCAGUUUUAUGAUGGCCGAUUCGGUCAUGUAUGUCUCGCUGCUUGCUGCAUUUUUCUGGCUGAACGCAUUGGGUUAUUACGUAUGGAGUACUUUCCGUUCGCGAAACGUAUUUUUAAGAGUAACCGAUGGCAGAAAGUACUGCUAUUAUUCUAGUUAUGUCUGGGGUUCGACGAUCUGUAUAGCGGGCUCAUCGAUUUUCGCACAUUUCGCUUUAGAAACGAACAAACCCGUCAUUACCGGAACCUUGUAUCCACCCCAAGAAACUAUUGGUUGGCUCGGGAUUUCGGUAUUAUUUAUGUCGAUCGUAUUAACGAUAAUGGUCGAUUUUUGCUUCGUAUUAACGACUUCGAAUAGGAUAAAACGCAUGAGCACAUACGGUCGAAUUCAUCAUAAAAUGAAAUACAGUUUCCGGAUGUUUGUUUUCUUGUUCGCAAUAAUGAGUACCGGUUGGUUGUCGCUGUUAUUUUCACGACUGAAUUACGAGCCGUUGGAAUAUUGUCACAUAGUGAUUAAUUUGCUUCAAGCAAUUUUAAUAUUGUACGUCUGUGUGUUUGGACAGAGAAGAGUUACGUUCUUGCUUGGGAAAACAUGCAAUUGUUGUAAUUCAGGGGAAAAUAUCGAGGGACUAGACUGGGGUGAAGAGAUGACUGCCAUCAAUGCGGGAUAUUAAAGAGGACUACUUACAUGUUUACAUACUAAGUGAUCAUGAUUUGAUUUCGAGUGAUAGUCGAAACUAUUUUAAUCUUUUCAUUGAAAACAGUAUUGUAUCAUGCAAUAUUUAAGUCAACAUAUCAAAUGAAAUCUGAGCAUUUCUAAACUAAUGCUUGAUGAUAAGAUCAUAAAGCAAAUAUUUAUUUAUCGCGUAAUGGAGAUUGCGGACUGCACUAAUGUGCAAAAAUAUAGAUAUCAAAAGAAGAAUAAAAGGUUUAUCAAGACAAAGCAUAUAAAUUUUAGCUUUAGCACAAACUAUAUUAAAUUUAUAUUUAUCAAAAAUAUUCGAUUUAAUCAUACGUGCCUUGAAACAAAAUUACUUCUGCCUUACGAAUGUGCACUUAUUGAUGUAAAAUAUUCAAUUAAUUUAUCAUAUAGAAUACAAAUAACAUUUCAUGAAUAUUAUCA